Messenger RNA from Ananas comosus (pineapple), 2338 nucleotides. Its product is annotated as long chain acyl-CoA synthetase 9, chloroplastic-like. NCBI's taxonomy places the organism in Eukaryota, Viridiplantae, Streptophyta, Magnoliopsida, Poales, Bromeliaceae. The transcript has 13 exons. Gene Ontology annotation, cellular component: membrane; endoplasmic reticulum. Bases 211 to 2304 code for a protein of 697 amino acids. The record is from RefSeq and is a predicted model, not a curated record. Gene Ontology annotation, molecular function: long-chain fatty acid-CoA ligase activity.
AUUUGCGGUUCAUAAUCUUUAUUUUACUUGUUGAUUUGUUGGAGAAUUUUGGGAAUUUUAUUAAUUUAAGUCGUAAUCGCUACGCCCUGGAUGAUUCAGUGAGUGAAGUGGUGGAGUAAUUAGAGUGGGGAAAAAAAGGUUUAGACAUUGUGUGGUUUCGUAAAAGUUUCUUCUGUAAUUGAGGAGCACUGAAUAAUUUGAGCGAAAAGCAUGAAUCCCUACAUAGUUGGCAUAUUUGUACCUGUUAUAUUAUCCUUGAUGUUACGAAAGAGGAAGGAUAAUAAGAAGAGGGGAGUACCGAUCGAUGUUGGCGGAGAACCUGGAUAUGCUAUUCGUAAUUACCGUUUCGCCACUCCCGUGGAGUCGCAUUGGGACGGAGUAUCCACACUUGCUGAGUUAUUUGAGAUGUGCUGUACAAGAUAUGCCCACACGCCUCUGUUCGGAUCGAGAAAAUUGAUUUCGAGGGAGAUUGAAGUGAAUUCGGAAGGGAAAUCAUUUGAGAAGCUCCAUCUGGGUGAUUAUGAGUGGUUAAGUUACGGCGAGGCGUUUAAUGUAGUGUGUCAUUUUGCGUCUGGGUUGGUGCAAAUUGGGCACGGAAAGGAUGAACGCGUCGCUAUUUUUGCCGAAACUCGAGCUGAGUGGCAGAUUGCUUUACAGGGUUGUUUUAGGCGAAGUAUCACGGUUGUCACUGUAUAUGCUUCUUUGGGGGAGGGAGCUCUUUGCCAGUCAUUAAACGAGACUGAGGUUACAACUGUAAUUUGCGGACCUAAAGAAUUGAAGAAGCUGAUUGCUAUAAGUGGACAACUCGACACGGUAAAAAGUGUAAUAUAUAUGAACGAGGAGGGAGUCUCGUCUGACGUCUCCUCGGCCGAGAAGAACACUAACUGGAAAAUCGUACAAUUUGAGGAAGUUGUGGAAUUAGGAAAGGAAAAUCCUGCUGAUGCUGAUUUGCCUGCCUCAGCUGACAUUGCUGUGAUCAUGUACACUAGUGGCAGCACUGGCGUGCCGAAGGGAGUAAUGAUGACACAUCACAAUGUGCUAGCUACAAUUUCAGCUGUUAUGACCAUCGUCCCCGACAUCGGAAAUAAUGAUGUAUACAUGGCAUACCUGCCAUUAGCUCAUAUACUCGAGCUAGCAGCCGAGGCUGUAAUGGCUGCAAUCGGAGGCGCUAUAGGGUAUGGUUCACCUCUGACUCUUAGUGAUACAUCAAAUAAGAUAAAAAAGGGAACAAAAGGCGAUGCCUCAGUGUUGAGACCCACCCUUAUGACUGCUGUGCCUGCCAUACUCGACCGUGUUCGUGACGGUGUGCGGAAAAAGGUAGAUGAAAAGGGUGGCAUUGCAAAGAAACUAUUCGAUAUCGCUUAUAGUCGUCGUUUAGCGGCUAUUAAUGGAAGCUGGUUUGGUGCAUGCGGGCCAGAGAAGCUAUUGUGGGAUGUUCUCGUCUUCAAAAAGGUUCGUGCGAUAUUGGGGGGUCGCAUUCGUUUUGUACUCUCUGGAGGAGCUCCUCUCUCUGGAGAUACACAAAGAUUCAUCAACAUAUGCCUUGGGGCUCCAAUAGGGCAAGGAUAUGGUCUAACGGAAACUUGCGCUGGAGGGACAUUUUCGGAAUUCGACGACACAUCAGUUGGCCGUGUUGGCGCUCCACUUCCUUGUUCAUACAUCAAGUUAAUUGACUGGCCAGAGGGUGGAUAUUUAAUAACUGAUUCGCCGAUGCCUCGAGGGGAAAUAGUCAUCGGGGGACCGAAUGUUACUGUGGGCUACUUCAAAAGGGAGGCAAAAACUAAAGAAUCCUACAAGGUCGAUGAAAGAGGUAUGCGGUGGUUUUACACCGGCGAUAUUGGGCGUUUUCACCCGGACGGUUGCCUCGAGAUCAUCGAUCGUAAAAAGGAUAUCGUAAAACUCCAACACGGUGAAUACGUCUCUCUCGGAAAGGUGGAGGCGGUUUUAAUUGGGAGCCCGUACGUCGACAACGUCAUGGUGUACGCAGAUCCGUUCCACAGCUACUGCGUCGCGCUCGUCGUAGCUGCUCGAAGUGAAUUAGAAAACUGGGCUUCGAAGCAAGGAAUCAAAUAUGGCGAUUUCUCCGAUUUAUGUCAAAAACAAGAAGCUGUCGACGAAGUGCUCAGAUCAUUAGUGAAGGUCGCGAAGCAGGCGAAUUUGGAUAAAUUCGAGAUUCCGUCGAAGAUCAAACUGCUUCAUGAGCCAUGGACGCCGGAAUCCGACCUCGUAACCGCCGCGCUCAAGCUCAAGAGAGAAGUCAUCAGAAAAGUGUUCGCCGACGAUCUCGCAAGCUUGUAUACCUGAUUUCAAGGUUUUUUUUUUUGGGGGGGGCUAAAUU